Molecule: messenger RNA, 1568 nt
Organism: Saccoglossus kowalevskii
Lineage: Eukaryota; Metazoa; Hemichordata; Enteropneusta; Harrimaniidae
Source: RefSeq, a predicted model, not a curated record
AUCAAACUGAUGACAUAAGAAGUAAUAUCCAAAAGACUUGCAAAAGUAAAUCGCCUUCAAAAUCAAAGACGUCAAAAGAAACUAAUGAUGUAAGAACACCAAAAUCUACAAAACGUAAUCUCACUAAAAUAACAUGUGAUAGUCCAUCAAGAAUUCCAUGUCGAAUAUCAGGAACACCAACAUUGAAUAACAGAGGGUCACUAGACAAUACCGAACUAGCAGCCACCUUAGCUCAAAUGUUCAAGUCAAUCCAGCAGAUAGACAAAAACUAUUGCAGUAUUAUACGAGCUGACCACACCACUCAGGAAAUCUCAGAUAAACUGAAAAAUGUAGAAGACUGCAUCACCCGCCAAUCAAAAGAAAUACAGAAAAUCAACAAACUACUUGAAAACAAGAUCAGAACAGAUGGAUCAAACAAGGCAACAGAACACUAUAUAUCAACUGGAAAAACUGGUGACAAAACAGGCAACAAAGAAGAUAUGGUGAAACUAAUGAGUAAAAUAGAGAAAAUUGAGAGUUGUGUUGCAGCAAUAGAAAAAACAAUAUACAUCAACAACAAAGCUCUAACCUCCAUAUCUACCUCACAAGAAUUAACAAAAUCAAGCAUACAGAAACAAAAGGAUGCUUUCUCCAAACUUCUGCUAGAUAGUAAGUUUAUCCAACAACAAUUAGAAAAGAAAGAAGAGGAAAUAGAGAUAUUAAGACUGGAAAAUGGGAAACUUAAACAGAAAAUUACAGAUUUACAACCUAAUUUGCAAGACUUCCAGUCUCCUAAUCCUUUCCAUGUCCUAUCAAUGGAAAACACCAGUACAAACCAGGUAGCUUCAGAAGAUAAUAAAAGUAAAAGCUUUCAGUCAGUGAAAUAUAGAAAGAAUUAUGGAACAAGAACCAUCCAAACAUUAAUAGUCGGCGAUUCCAUGUUGAAGAACAUAGAUCCCAGACGUAUGUACAAACAAACUUUCAUUAAAACUCUUCGUGGUCGUAAGAUAGCAGAUAUUGAUGCUUACAUACAGAAUUAUGCAGUAGAAGACAUCCAGAAUAUUGUUAUCCAUGCAGGCACUAACAAUAUCUCUGAUGGCUGUACCAUUGAAUCAUGUAUAAAAGAUUACACUACUAUGGUUGACAACAUCAAACAGAAAUAUCCAUCAACAAAAAUCUGCAUUUCGUCAAUCACACAGAGAAGUGAUACUACCACCAACAAGACCAUAGAUAUUCUCAACAAUAAGUUGAAGAAUAUCAGCAGAGAUAAUAUAUCAUACAUUGAUAAUAGUAACAUCAAACCUGAUAUUCACUUAAUGGAUUCAGUUCACCUGAAUGAUCAAGGUACUGCAGCAAUAGUGAAGAACAUGAAAGAUGUUAUUGGACCACUCAUCGGAGUGAAAAGAAUAGAAAGAAAAAACAACAAAUAUAGAAGUAACAAUUAUCAAUCAAAGCAACAAACCAAUAAUGGAUAUAUGUAUCCACCAUAUGGAAACCUAUUUCCAUUUAAUCUUAUGUCAUUUCAUGGACAACACUUUCAGCCAAAUUGGUCACAAAUGUAUGGUCAGAGACCACAACUCAAGAAAUAA